AGGACCUGAUCGACGAGGAAGGUUGAAACACAUGCAAUUAUUGCUCUGACUGCUUUGAAAAUGGCAGAUACUUCCGCGGAGUACACUUCUCUGGGGUGUGCCAUGGUUGUCAAGGAGAUACUGUUUGAUCUUGGCUGCCUUGGUCCAGCCCUUGUCAUUAUUUUGAUACUGGCCUUUUUCAAGCGGAGGGUUAAAUUUAAACUUCAAAGCUGCAAUGGAUAUCCUGGCCUGCUGAUACCAUUUAAUUUUUUAGGUGGUUUUAGCAACAGAUUUACAAUUGCUGUUACCUUUGGAGCCACUGCAGGUACAUGCCUGAAAAUGUUUCUUAAUCCAGAAGAAGGACUUUUUCAGAUGCCUGACCCAGCCGGAUGGGUGCAGGUUUUUCAGAAUAUUAUCACUGUUCUGGUAUAUGGGAUCCUGUUCUACCCAUUUUUUGCCUGUCUGACAACUGAGAACAGACUGGUUGGGUCCUUGCUGGGGUUUCUCUACGUUACAGUUAGAUUCAGCGUCAAACUGGUGAUGGAUUUUCAGUGUGCAAGGUACUAUGAGGGAGAGUAUUUGAGGGAAUUGUUCUACCUGAGAUAUCUAGGGUCAGUUCCAACCAACCUUUGCCUUGCAUUCAUUUGGAUAAGGUUUGGUGUCCUGCUCUAUCGUGAAGUGCGAAAGAAGUGGUUCUCAUCUGAAAUAAGGGGUGGCGAUGAAAUCCGUGAUACGCGUUUGGCCAGAGAGACGGAGAUCACUUACAUGACGGAACUUUUGAAUCCAGGAUCAGUUCCGGCGAAUAUGGUGGAACUGAAUUGGUGUUCAAGGCUACUUCGUCGUUUUUACACACCAAGGAAAGACUUCAAAUUUUCGACGCAAUUCAUUUCAACAACGCUGGUGAGCGCUUUAAUGGUCUUUCAGGUUUUCAUGGCAAUUCUUUCCUAUAUGGACGUACUUAGAAGGAAAUAUAUUCAAAUCUACAAGGACAAUGGUGACACCAGCUGGGCUAAUUAUAUGGACGUCGUCUAUGGCGGGAUAGAAGCAGGACUUGUCUUGUCUGCUGUCAUUUCUCUUUUGAUGUUGCUUCACUUCAUGAAAUGCCAUCGAGAACACGUGCUUCAGUUAUAUCGAGGGCAAGCAACAUUUUCUCAGGACCUAUUCUUGACACCUGCAAAUUCAGUGGGAAAGAGUCUUCGAUUUUCAGGAUUUCACAUAGCUUACACUAUAAUUGGUUUUGGGACUCUGUCUAUUUUCCUGUCAAUUGUGGCCAUUGCUAUGGCGAUCAUUUUCAAAGAUCCGAAAGAAUUCCUUACCCCAGAAGUUUGGACAUAUUUGAAAGGCACCGGAAUUUCUUUCAUACCCACCUUGGCCUUGAUUAUUUCUUUGAUGUUGUUCCAGUUGUUUCUGACACGUUUUGUCUUCCGUGACUCAACCUAUCCGAGUAUAACUGUCACGAUUGAUAACAGGCGACUAUUCUCCAUCCUGUCGUACUUUUUCUUCUUCUACAACAUAAUUCUUGGACUAUUCUCUGGUUUCAUGCGAAUUCUAAAGGGCAUGCUCUUGGGAGUGAUAUUCAUCUCGCGCAUUGACCGAACAUCACUGAUGCAAGGAUUCCAGGCUUGGGACAAAGCCUUUGUCGCAUACCUUGGUUUUGUGACUGUGCUGGUUGCCCACAGACAUCCCGUGAUGCUGGUGUUCUGCCAGUUGCUUAUUGACAGACAAAAAGGUCACCAGCCCCUGCAAGAGCGAUCUCCGGCUAAGCCUGUAUAUCGUAGGUUCGGCGCCGGGACAGGACGUUCUGAAGGCUUUAGUCAGGAGUACCGUCAGCCGCGCAUGUCUCAAAAGGCCGUCAACCGCUGGCUCCUGGCCUUGACUCUCUUGCGCAACCCAUCUCUUAUAAAGUACCGCUGCCAAGGCCGACAUGUCACGGCGACUGUUGUGACUCUUGAGAGCAUCAAUUUUGACAUUCCAGUGUAAAACUGUCAGACUAACUCAGAAGAAAGAACAUUGUUCGCUUUGUAUAGUUCACUUUGCCGGAGAUCUGCUGUAGUUUGGGGUAUCACAAAUGUAGGGGUCUCCUUCGUUAGUGAGUGCAGUGUAUAUUAUAAACAAUAAAGAGCAAGCAGUUUAUGUUAUGCUAAAAGCCAAGUAUAUAUGAAAGGUAAAAAUCAAGUAAAAAUGAUAAAU
Messenger RNA from Stylophora pistillata, 2169 nucleotides. Its product is annotated as stimulated by retinoic acid gene 6 protein-like. Gene Ontology annotation, molecular function: signaling receptor activity; retinol transmembrane transporter activity. Lineage: Eukaryota; Metazoa; Cnidaria; Anthozoa; Scleractinia; Pocilloporidae. The record is from RefSeq and is a predicted model, not a curated record. Gene Ontology annotation, cellular component: plasma membrane. Gene Ontology annotation, biological process: vitamin A import into cell.